GCACAAGUAAAUAUUUUUCCCUGUGCGCGUGUAAUAAUUCAUAAUUCCACAUUUACAAUGGAUUUUAUUUGAUAUUAUGUAUUAAACGAUGCAAAGUGGUCGAUCAUGUAGUAUUCUACGAAUUUGCAACGCCACAACGUGAGAGAAAAAACAGGUCGCUGACAAUGUUCCGUACGUGCUGCGUACUCGGCUGCGGGGUCACAUCUACUCAGGACAUCAUAUUUUUCGAUUUCCCGACGAGUCGUCUCCUCCGCCAGCGAUGGCUCAAGGCCAUAGCGCCGUCCUGCAAGAUAACCUUGGAAUCGGGACUGUGCAGCAAACACUUCGCCAAAACGGACUACGAGUACAUCAGAGGGAAGGUCAGGCUCAAAAGGAAGGUGGUGCCAACGUUAUUUAUAAAAGAUACAAGCGUCGAAACACGGACAGAAGAUUUAAUAGAAAACUCAAUUAGUGAUAAAACUGAGAAAUCCAAUAAUAAUAUUGAUAAUAAAAGUGUAAUAACAAAUGACAAAAUUAAAACGGUUCAUAAAAACAACAAGAAAACAAAAAAAAACAUCGACAAAAUAUGUGAAAAAUUGAUAAUAAAUAAAAAUAACAAAUUAGAUGCAAGCGUUAAUAAUGGCAUAGCUGAUGUCCUCGGUCACACCCCAAAUGGGCCAAGUGUUUGUGCUGACAGCAAAAUUGCAAACGAGACCCUGGUUCAUGGAGUUGUCGAGAGCACCAGUGAGACACAUUCCGAUAAACAUACUGAAAUUGACAGUAGUGAUAAUAAUGUUAACAGUGUUAGUGACAGUGUCGAUAAGUUUACCGUAAACACGAGUGAUGAGUGCAGUAAAAACGUAAUUAACUCCAAAACGGACAUUAAUAGUGACGAGAAUGUUAUAAAUAAUAAAAUAGUAAAUAAAAGUGCCCCGGCUAGUGAGAGUGCUGGUAAGCCUGCUGGUGUCCGUACACGGAGGGGCCGCCCUGUGGGUUCCGGAGCCCCCGUCGUCCGCGUGAGCACAGACUCAGCUGACAGCGGGACUGAUUCAGCAAGUGAAGUCAGUCUCCGAUCAACCAUUGAUUAUGGAAGGAAGAUAGGCACAGCUCACGUCGAACCCGACAAACAGGACAUUGAGGAGUUGCUAACCAACUACCAGAUCGUGAAAUCGAAGCCGCGGCGCCUGGCCAGCCCGCCGCCCCCCGCGCCCCACCCCGCCGACGACGUGCAAGAAGUCCCGGUACACAGUGCCAAGCUUAAGGAAAAGGAUCCGGUGUAUAUAGAGAUAGCCGUGGGACAAGAGGGCGCGGCGCGCAGCGACUGUCUGCUGGUGAUGGAGAGCGUGCAGGUAGAGCUCGACCCGGCCGCGCUCAUGCUGCCGGACCGCGACGACGACUGCGCCAACAGCAGCAAGGAGGACCCGAUCAGCCUGUUGACGUCGAGCGACGAGGACGACGUCAUAAUCCAGGAGCCGAAGAUCGACACCGUCGAGCUCUCCUCGGAGACGGACGAGGACGACGUCCCCCUGGUCCGGCUGGCGCGGCCCGGCAGCCCCGAUAACCUGGCGCGCAUCUUCUGGGGCGUCUACCGAAACUACUGUCUGCAGUGCAAGUACAGCGCUGCCGACGAGCUGGACUACCGGCGGCACGUGCGCGCGCACCAGACCGUCCUGCACGUGUGCCACACGUGCGGCUACACCACCGCCUCCAGGCCGCAGCUGGAGCGCCACUCGCGCAAGCACGCAGCCGACAAAAAGUUCAAGUGCCACCUGUGCGACUUCAAGGCGAAACACCACAUGAGCCUCAUCUACCACAUGAAGAGCCACUCCAAAACCAAGGUACUGGAUCUCGACGAAAACGAGGGUAGGAAGAAGCGGAGGUACUCGUGUCUGGAGUGCACUUACUCCACGGAUCGCUGGUCUGAUCUGAACAGACAUCGCAGCCGUAGACACCCGCCCAGCGAUACAGAUGACGACUGCCAACCGAAAUAAACGUUUUGUGGCGAUGAGAGGGUUUCACUGAUAUACUUUACCGAUGGUAGGACGUCUUGUGAGUC
Molecule: messenger RNA, 2035 nt
Organism: Bombyx mandarina (wild silkworm)
Lineage: Eukaryota; Metazoa; Arthropoda; Insecta; Lepidoptera; Bombycidae
Product: zinc finger and BTB domain-containing protein 18.3-like
Source: RefSeq, a predicted model, not a curated record